Chilo suppressalis (striped riceborer) is the source of this 1459-nucleotide messenger RNA. The record is from the annotation of a GenBank genome assembly. NCBI's taxonomy places the organism in Eukaryota, Metazoa, Arthropoda, Insecta, Lepidoptera, Crambidae.
CUGUGGUGUUGUAGAUUUAGUUUGAUACGCGCAAAUAGUAGAUAUUAAUUUAAUUCCACCUUCGUUUCUCAUUCUCUACUCGAAAAUAAUUUUUCGUUGACACUAUUCGUGUUAAAAUUAUUCCUAAUAAGUUCAAAACUACUUCAUUUUCAAACAUGUUCCCAUAUAAAUUGAACAAUUUUAUGACACGCAGUUGUCAAAUGGUCAGGAAUUCUGAAAUUUUGCGAAAAUUUUCGAUAUCAGCGACAAAAUAUGAUAUUGUUAAAAUCCAAAGCACUGAAGACUUCAAAGCAAAAGUUAUUAAUAGUAAAGUUCCAGUGGUUGUCGAUUUCUUCGCAACAUGGUGCAACCCUUGUAGACUUUUGACUCCUCGUCUGGAAUCCAUUAUCAGUGAGAACAAAGGGAAAGUAGUCCUAGCUAAAGUUGAUAUUGAUGAACAAACAGACCUUGCUUUGGAUUAUGAAGUUAGUUCUGUGCCCGUACUGGUUAUCAUUAAAGAAGGGAAAGUACAACAACGCUUAGUUGGACUUCAGGAUACUGACAAGUUACGCAAAUGGAUAGAACAACAUGCUACUGAGGAAACUAAAGCAGAAGUGAAAGCAUAAAAAAAUAUAAAAUAUGUCUGUGGGUGAUAUUAAGAUAUUCUAGAGUAUUGCUAUUGUAAUUAUGUAGUCAGUUAAAAUAAAAUUUCAAAUGGAUUGAUUUUAUUCUUGUAAAAACUGUAAUAACUCCCUAGCUCUUUUAUAAAUUGCUUCAUCUGGUUUUUUUAUUUCAUUUUCAUUGUCUUCAUUUUCUGAAUUUGCGUCUUCACAUUUUUGUGAUUCAGUCCAGUCAUCCAUUUGUUUAAUAAUUUUAUUUGCAUCAUCCAACAACAUAGUACGGAUAUUGCCUUUCGCAGAUUCAAAAUAUUCCAAAAGUAGACUCCAUGACUCCUUUGGUAUUAAGCUUUCAGAAAAUUUAUUCUUGUAUAACCAUACUUGUUUUGCUUUCAUAAACUUCCAAUUGUGUUUAUUGUGUUUCCACUGAGAAAGAUAAUUCAGACAUUCUGAUUUUGUCUGUUGCUUGGCUGCAGCUACAUUUUCGGCUUGACGUUGUGCAAACUUUUCUCUCUUAGCCUGUCUGAUAGAUUUGUUUUUAUUGUUAGGCUGAGCUGAAGAAAAUUCUGUUUUCUUCUUCUUCUUUUUCUUUUUCUUGGGUUCAUUUGCAUUAUCAGAAUCGGACUCAGAGAGUCUCCUCAGAGAAGAAUGAGAGGGGUUUUCAUUGUGUUCGGUUACCCUUUCUGAUUCCUCUGUACAUACGGAUUCGUCUUUCUGUUUAUUUUUAUUUUCCUGACUUUCUGAAUGAGGUCUCUUUUUCUUCUGCUUUUUUAUACUACUUUCACCCACCAUGAUAACUAUUUAUACUUGAUUUCGUUUUAUAACCUAACUUUUAGUUGAAAAUGGUUGAGAGAAAAGAAUUU